ACUACGUCACGCGUUUUCACUUUUAUUACUAUACAAUCUACACAUGCGGUCAUCUGUCACGGCAACGGAGUCGUCUGCGAAACAGCUUGACUCGAAAUCGCGCGUGAAACGCGAACCUACCCGCACGACGGGUUAUUAUUUUUCAUUUCGUGACAGAUACGCGAAAUCACUCCGCAAUCAUGAUUGUAGACAGGCCGUUUUUGAAUGUGUUGAUCCUCAGCUUUGGAUUUAUGCUGGUCUUCACGGCGUUUCAAACGAUGGGUAAUAUAGAGCAAACUAUUCUGAAAAGCAUACACGCGGAGGAUAGCAGCUACAAUGCCGAUGCUUACAUCAGCUUAGCCAUAAUUUAUGGCGUGUUCGCGACCUGUAACUGGCUGGCGCCGUCAUACAUCUCAGUAACGGGUCCACGGGUAGCCAUAUUCACCGGUUCCUGUUGUUAUGCCCUGUUCAUCGGCUCCUUCUUCUGCUCGAACGAAGCAUUGCUAUAUGCUAUGUCAGCUGUUCUCGGAGUAGGCGCCGCUUUCAUAUGGACUGGUCACGGACAAUACCUGACGGAGAAUAGCGACAACGACACCAUGUCUCGGAACGCCGGUAUAUUCUGGGCAAUCUUCCAGACAUCACAGUUUGCCGGCAAUCUAUUUGUCUACUUCAUAUUCAAAUCGGACACCAUUGAUCGUGGGCAACGGACGAUCAUUUUUGGCGUGUUAACCGGCCUUGCGGUGAUCGGUACUGUAAUGUUGAUGACAUUGAACAGAUCACAGCAAAGACUAUCGCUGGGUGAAGCCGAAGGAGUGUCUAGUGCCGACAAGGAGUUGAGGCUGCCGGAACCAACGCGCAAGAAACCUUUAGAGGCCACGUGGAGUGCCUUUACAGAUGCGAUCAAACUUUUCUUCACACGAAACAUAUUGCUACUGUCGUUCACGUUUAUUUAUACGGGUCUCGAGCUUACCUUCUACUCCGGCGUAUAUUCGAACAGCGUCGGCUUCACCAAAGCCAUGGGCGAAGGUUACAAAAGCUUGGUAGGACUGUCCGGUAUUUUUAUCGGUCUCGGCGAAGUCAUAGGCGGUGCCAUUUUCGGUAUUUUCGCAUCCAAAAUAUUCCGCAAUUGUGGUGGCUGGCCAGUGGUGCUUACUGGUUUCUUCGUGCAUAUCUUCGCUUUCAUCAGCAUCUUCCUGAAUCUACCAAACGACGCACCAUUUGCGGAUACGAACGAUGUGGGUUUUAUCAAAGCGUCGCCGAUCCUCGCGAUGGCGGGCAGUUUCGCCCUCGGCUUCGGCGAUGCUUGCUUCAACACACAGAUCUAUUCGCUGCUAGGUAUCCUGUUCAUUAAGGAGAGUGCACCGGCCUUUGCUCUUUUUAAAUUCUGUCAAUCAGUCGCAGCGGCUAUCAGCUUUUCGUACAGUACCAUAGCCGGACUGCACAUACAACUCUUGGUACUACUUGUGACUAUAUUCUUGGGUACAGCAGCCUUUUGUUACGUUGAAUAUAGAGAUAAAAAAACAAGAAAUCCGCAGCAAAUCGAUUCGGCAUUAGUCGAUACUAUUAGCGGUGAUGAUUGUUAAUUGUAGUUAAAUGCAUCUUCUAGGAUAAGAUACGUAUUAAGAUCAAAUACAAAUGAGACACGCAUAAAAGAUUUUAAAAGACAAUUAUUUAAUCAUCAAAGAAUAUCAUCAUGUGAUCAAUUGUUAUAUAUCGUGGCCUUUCAAUUUUUAUUUCUCAACUUUUGGAGUACUUGUAUAUAUAAGUUGAUUUCUCUUUUAAAACGAUUUAUAUGUAUAUAUACCAGUUUGUCAGAUAUGUACAUAUGCAUUAUGUAUCAGAAUUAAUAUUCUCAUCAUAAAGUAUUACAUCGCAAAGAACUGAAAGACAUUGUUUUGAUGGCAUCGAUUCAUUCGGUUAUCUAUAGAUGUAUUAUUAGUGUAAGAUUUAUCAACCGACACAAUAAUUUUAUCUUUCUUAUGCACAAAAUCGAAGGAUCUUGUAUCUCGUCAGAUGUUCUUCUUUGUGAGAUAAGUUUUGUUUAAUUGCAAAAUUAAGGAUAUAUAUACGCGCGCGCGCUUAUGCACUGAGAAAAAAAACGGGUGAAAAGAUAACGAACGGAUAUUAUACCGAUCACUUUAAUCGGUAAAAAAAGAAACCUAUCAGAUAUCCAAUCAGAAAAUAUCGAUCAAGCGGAUAUGUGAUCAGAAAGUUCAAAAUUCGGAAUUUUUCGAUCAGAUAUCCGAUUAAAGUAAUCGGUAUAAUAUCCAUUCGUUACUUUUCAUUACUUUUCGUUAGUUUUCAUCGGACAUUUCUCUCAUUUUUCUCAUUGUGUGUAUGUAUGUGAGUGAAUGAGUGUAUAUGUUGUUAAUAGCGAUUCUUGCAUUAUUUUUGUAACGUAUUGCGAUUUUAAUGUUGUGACUAACUAGUCUGUAACACGAGUCUGCCACAAUUCGCGUUUAACUAGUCCAGUAUGCGACAUUUACAACUUAAAACUCGAUUAAAUUAUCCAAGAUCAGAUAUAAGGAUUUAUUUCCUCCUUUA
Messenger RNA from Camponotus floridanus (Florida carpenter ant), 2523 nucleotides. RefSeq names its product UNC93-like protein MFSD11. The record is from RefSeq and is a predicted model, not a curated record. The transcript is spliced from 2 exons. The coding region runs from base 180 to 1562 and encodes 460 amino acids. Lineage: Eukaryota; Metazoa; Arthropoda; Insecta; Hymenoptera; Formicidae.